Papilio machaon (common yellow swallowtail) is the source of this 911-nucleotide messenger RNA. It is a transcript of the gene Cox11, whose product is annotated as cytochrome c oxidase assembly protein COX11, mitochondrial. Lineage: Eukaryota; Metazoa; Arthropoda; Insecta; Lepidoptera; Papilionidae. The transcript has 4 exons. Gene Ontology annotation, molecular function: copper ion binding. Bases 95 to 799 code for a protein of 234 amino acids. Gene Ontology annotation, cellular component: mitochondrial inner membrane. The record is from RefSeq and is a predicted model, not a curated record.
UAACAAGAUUUGACAAAAGCCAUGGUUUGGUUAUGAGGAAAAGUCCUUAUUAUUUUUAAUUAUAAAUGACUAAAUAAAAGCAUUAUAAAAUAAGAUGAAUCGACUACUUUGUAUGAAUAGGUGUUUUUAUAAUUUGCGGCAAAACCGAGUCCUUAAUCUGGUGCCAACUUUAUUAAUUCCGGCGAAAAUUAUACCCAAUGUUUGUGUUAGUCGGGGAAUAAGUAAUGAACGGAAAAAAAUAAGAUCAACACUUAAUUAUAUGAUAGCUCUUGGUAUAGCGACUGUGGGUUUAAGUUACGCAGCAGUGCCGCUUUAUAGAAUAUUUUGUCAGGCAUACAGUUAUGGUGGCACAACAGGACAAGCAGAGCCUGCGGAGACAGUCAGCAACAUGAAGGCAGUGCAGGAGCGGCCAAUCAAAGUGCGCUUCAAUGCUGACGUAGCAUCUUCUAUGCAGUGGAACUUCAAACCACAACAAAGUGAUAUUACAGUUUUGCCCGGAGAGACAGCGCUUGCAUUCUACACAGCACGCAACCCAACAGAUAAGCCUGUUGUAGGUAUUAGUACAUAUAAUGUCAUCCCGUUUGAAGCCGGCCAGUACUUCAACAAGAUACAGUGCUUCUGCUUCGAGGAGCAGAUGUUAAAUCCACAUGAACAGGUAGACAUGCCAGUGUUCUUCUACAUUGACCCCGAGUUCACAGAAGACCCCAAGAUGGAGUAUGUUGAGGAGAUUGUGCUCUCUUACACAUUCUUUGAGGCCAAGGAAGGUGUCAAGCUGCCGAUACCAACCUUUGUGAAGUAAAACAGGUUGUACAAGAUAGUGAAAUAUUCAUGAGACUAUGACAGUGAAAAUAUGUAGUUUAAUUUGUGCAGUAUUUAAGAGUUAGGUUAUUUUUAGGCACAAAUAUUGAACU